This is a messenger RNA of Drosophila willistoni, 4879 nucleotides long. RefSeq names its product carboxypeptidase D (gene svr). Gene Ontology annotation, molecular function: zinc ion binding; metallocarboxypeptidase activity. The coding region runs from base 300 to 4733 and encodes 1477 amino acids. Gene Ontology annotation, biological process: proteolysis. NCBI's taxonomy places the organism in Eukaryota, Metazoa, Arthropoda, Insecta, Diptera, Drosophilidae. The transcript is spliced from 9 exons. The record is from RefSeq and is a predicted model, not a curated record.
CUUUAUAUGAGUGCAAUUGCAAUUAGGGACGAGCGCGAGUGUAUGUGUGUGUGUGUGUGUUGUGUUGUGUUGAUGUUGUUGAAUAGUAGCAACAAAUGCAAUUGUUAAUAACUAAUUAGCAUAUCGAUUAAAGAGAAAGCAACAAGUGAAAACGCUAUCUCUCUCCCACACUACAGCAUUUUGCAUCUGUCAGAGUGUGCGCGCCUGCGGUCUGUGUUGUGUUUGUGUGUGAUAUUUGUUGUUAUUGUUAGCUGCUUACGUGUCUGCGUCGUCGCAGAUUCGUAUUUGGCGGUAGAGAUAUGCCGCCUGCUCUAGCUUCCUCGUAUGUUCUUGUGAUCCUAAAAUGCAUUUGCCUUGUCCUUACAAUUGCCUCCCCCACGGCGUCUUCAGUAAACAGCAUCAGCAGCGACAGCAGUGAAAAUGCCCAAGUCGAAGUAGUCGAGGAAACGGAGAAUUUCCUCUCCAAUCCCCAUUAUCUUAAUAACGACGAAAUCGGUCAACUCUUCAAGCAAAUCGGCGGUGAUUAUCCACAUUUGGCUCAAGCCUAUAGCAUUGGACGAUCUUCGCAAGGUCGACCAUUGCAUGCUUUGGCCUUGAAUGCUCCACCCACGCCGGAUAAUGAGAAAACCGGGGAUUUACUUCGUCCCAUGGUCAAAUUGGUGGCCAACAUACAAGGCGAUGAGACAUUGGGUCGCCAGAUAGUACUCUACAUGGCCGAAUAUCUGGCCACCAGCUAUGACAUCGACACUGAUGUGCAAAAGUUAUUAAAUACCACGGAAAUACAUUUUCUGCCCAGCUGUAAUCCAGAUGGAUUUGCUGCUGCCCAGGAAGGCCAUUGCGAAUCUCUGCCCAACUAUGUGGGACGUGGCAAUGCGGCUGGCGUUGAUUUGAAUCGUGAUUUUCCGGAUCGUCUGCAGCAACCGCAUGUCCAUCAGUUGCGUGCCCAAACCCGUCAGCCGGAGACAGCUGCUCUAGCCGAAUGGAUAGUGAGCAAACCAUUUGUAUUAUCUGCCAAUUUCCAUGGCGGAGCCGUUGUUGCCAGCUAUCCCUAUGAUAAUUCCAUAGCCCACAAUGAAUGCUGUGAGGAGAGCCUGACGCCGGACGAUCGCGUCUUUAAGCAAUUGGCGCACACAUACUCCGAUAAUCAUCCGAUCAUGCGACGCGGUAAUAACUGCAAUGAUACCUUCAAUGGGGGCAUUACAAACGGUGCCAAUUGGUAUGAACUAUCCGGUGGCAUGCAGGAUUUCAAUUAUGCCUUUACCAAUUGCUUUGAACUCACUAUCGAGUUGAGUUGCUGCAAAUUCCCAUUGGCCAGCACAUUGCCCACGGAAUGGCAACGCAAUAAGCGUCCAUUGCUCGAGCUCUUGAGACAGGCGCAUAUUGGCAUUAAGGGUCUCGUUGAGGAUCGCAACGGCUAUCCGAUUGCGGAUGCCAGCAUUAUAGUCUCUGGAUUGGAGGAUAAACCCAUAACCACCUCGAAACGGGGAGAAUACUGGAGAUUGUUGACGCCUGGCAUCUAUAGUGUUUAUGCUGCAGCUUUUGGAUAUCAAUCGAGUACACCGCAGGAGAUACGUGUGACCAAUAAUAAUGCAGAGGCUUUGCGUAUCGAUUUCAAACUGUUGCCCCUUGAGACGAAAUAUGAUGGCAAUUAUCACAAAGUGAAAGUGGAACGUGCUGAACCCGCUGAGGAGAGAAAGGAGAAAUUUGAUGGCUUUCUUACACCGACCGAAUUCGAGCAUCACAAUUUCACAGCCAUGGAGAGCUUCCUAAGAAAGAUUACGGCCAGUUAUCCAUCCAUUACCCGACUCUAUAGCAUUGGCAAAAGUGUCGAAGGUCGUGAUUUAUGGGUACUAGAAAUCUUUGCCACAGCCGGAAGACCUGUUCCGGGUGUGCCUGAAUUCAAAUAUGUGGCCAAUAUGCAUGGCAACGAGGUGGUCGGCAAGGAGAUGCUCUUACUGCUAACCAAAUACCUGGUGGAACGAUUUGGCAACGAUGAGCGAGUCACUCGGAUGGUUAACAAUACGAGAAUGCAUUUCCUGUACAGCAUGAAUCCGGAUGGCUAUGAGAUGUCACACGAAGGCGAUCGCACCGGCUCGGCGGGUCGUGCCAAUGCCCAUGGCAUCGACUUGAAUCGCAAUUUUCCCGAUCAAUAUGGCACCGAUAAGUUCAACAACAUCACAGAGCCCGAAGUAGAGGCUGUUAUGAAUUGGACAUUGUCGCUGCCGUUUGUACUAUCGGCCAAUUUGCAUGGCGGCUCACUGGUGGCCAAUUAUCCGUACGAUGACAAUGAGAAUGAUUUCAAUGAUCCGUAUAGUCGUCUGCGGGAUGGCAAUAUCAAUGGCCGUAAACUGAAUCCCACCGAAGAUCAUGCCUUGUUCCGUCAUCUGGCCUUGGUAUAUUCCCGGGCCCAUCCCACCAUGCAUCUGGGUCAGCCAUGUGAACUCUUUCGCAGUGAGGUCUUUGAGGAGGGCAUCACGAAUGGAGCUCAAUGGUAUAGUGUAACUGGCGGCAUGCAGGAUUGGAAUUAUGUGCGUGCCGGUUGUUUGGAACUGACCAUUGAAAUGGGCUGCGACAAGUUCCCCAUGGCCAAUGAGUUGCGCAAAUAUUGGCACGAACAUCGUGAGCCGCUCCUCCAGUUCAUCGAGCAGGCGAAUCAUGGUAUCCAUGGCUUUGUACGCAGCUCGAUUGGCACUCCCAUAGCAGGAGCUGUGAUCCGACUGGAUGGCGCGAAUCAUUCGAUCUAUAGUACCCCCUAUGGGGAUUAUUGGAAACUGGCUUUGCCUGGUCAGCACAAUGUCACGGUAGUGGCCGAUGAUUUUGCUCCAUUGCGUGUGGAGGUGGAAGUACCCGAUGCGGAACCGUUUGGCAUGCGUCUGGAUGUUACAUUGAUGCGUGACGAUCCUCAGCAUUGGGCAUCGGCAAAUGAUUUUCGCAUCAUUGAGAAUGUGGUCAACACCAGAUAUCACACAAAUCCCGAACUUAGGGAACGACUCGCCGAGCUGGAGAAUCAGAAUGGACAAAUAGCGACCUUUGGCUAUGCGGACAAUGAGUUUAGCAGAUACUUUAAUUACCUAAAGCUAACUUCCGAUAUUGGCGAACCAGAGGAACACAAAUUCAAACUUCUGGUAAUUAGUUCACUAUUCGAUACGGCUGCUCCAUUGGGCAGGGAAAUCAUGUUGAAUCUCAUCCGGCAUCUGGUCGAGGGCUAUAAGCUAAAAGACACCGCUGUAACUGAUUUGCUAAAACAUAGCAUAAUCUAUUUUCUGCCGCAAACCCAAAAGUUUGACGAAGUCUUUCAAAUCUACAAUGCAAAUAAUUCCGUGUGUGAUCCAGUGCUGGCUGAUGAGCUAGCCGAACGCAUAUUGAAUCCAGAAUUGGAACCCGCACGCGAUAUGUUGCUGCAAUUCUUGCACAGCGAACGCUUCGAUAUGAUGCUCACGUUUAGUGCAGGCAAUUCGGAGCUGAUCUAUCCCAAGGGUGAGCCCAUCUUGGAGAAAUUCGCCCAUGGCAUUCAACGGACCGAGUUUAACUAUUCCCCGCUGCAGUGCAGUAGUACUUCGAGUCGACAAAUGCACCAAGAGGUUACCGAACGGUUAUCCAAUCUAUUCUACAAAUUGUACAAUGUACCCAUGUUUACACUUGGUCUGUCGUGCUGCCGUUUGCCCACGCAUCAUGAGAUUGCCUCCGUGUGGCGUACAAAUAUUGAGAAAAUCAAAAACUUCCUAGCCCUAACCCAGACGGGAGUUAAUGGUCUUGUGCAGAACGACAAGGGACAACCGUUGCGUGAGGCCUUUGUUCGCCUACUGGAGCAUCCGAUGGUCUACAAUGUCACAAAGAAUGCGGCACGCUUCCAACUUAUGUUGCCCAAGGGUCUGUACGGACUCGAGGUGAGUGCCCCCAACUAUGAGUCGAGGGUGGUCAAGAUCGAGGUGCAGCAGGGACAACAGAUCGAUGUGGGUACCAUACGCUUGCAUGCCUUUACACUGAUUCGUGGCGAGGUGACUGAAAUACAAAGCAAGAAGAAUAAUGACCUGACCAGCGCCACAACAACAGUCACUAAGACUAGCGUAACGGGCAUCGUGUUGGACAACGACAACCAUCCCAUACGAAAUGCCAAAGUCUCUGUCUUUAAACCAGCCGGUUUAACGCAUGUGCGCAACUUUACCAACAGCCUUGGUGAAUACCGUCUAUCGGCCGUUCCAUUGGGCAUUUUAACACUCAAAGUGGAGGCUCCACGGCAUUUUGAGGCCACGCAAGUCGUGCAUCUGGUUGAUCCAACUUUGCCCACCAAAAAUGUCAUCUUCCAUUUAAAGAUCAACGAGCAUGUCUUUGGGUUACCCCGAUUCCUGUUCAUCAUCAUGGCCAGCAUAUUGAUCAUUGUGGGCGUUGUCAUUUGUGUCCUGUGUGCUCAGUUCUGGUUCUAUAAACGACAUCGUGGCAAUAAGCCAUACUAUAACUUCUCGCUGCUGCCGCAAAAGGGUAAAGAGCAAUUCGAGCUGGAUGACGAUGCGGGCGAUGAUGGUGAGACGGAACUGUUUCGAUCGCCGAUUAAACGCGGCAUGACGAUUCAGCCCUACUUCGAUGAAGAGAACUUGGAGCAUAUUCUACAUACAGACGAUGAUACGGAUGACAAUGGAAUGGAUGAUGAUAUGCAACCCGAAUUGGAUGUGGCCGAUGAGAGUGGCGAUGAGAUUGUAAUGUUGCAUAACCACGGCAAUCGGCGGAGGCAUUAAACACAAUUUUUAGAGAGAAUUAGACACCUGCCCCUAUCCCCCGCCCCCCCAAACUUUGCUCCAACCGUAAACACAACAACACAACAUAACUGUGAUUCAAACGUUUUUAAACAAAAAAAAAAAAAAAGAAACAAAAGAAAAUAGGA